Messenger RNA from Anguilla anguilla (European eel), 2563 nucleotides. It is a transcript of the gene ska1, whose product is annotated as spindle and kinetochore associated complex subunit 1. Gene Ontology annotation, molecular function: microtubule binding. Gene Ontology annotation, biological process: cell division; mitotic cell cycle; regulation of microtubule polymerization or depolymerization. Bases 1069 to 1830 code for a protein of 253 amino acids. The record is from RefSeq and is a predicted model, not a curated record. The transcript is spliced from 7 exons. Gene Ontology annotation, cellular component: outer kinetochore; mitotic spindle; spindle microtubule. NCBI's taxonomy places the organism in Eukaryota, Metazoa, Chordata, Actinopteri, Anguilliformes, Anguillidae.
GGUUUGUAUCUGCUUUUAUAGUGAACAGAAUUACACAUGGAUAUUAUUCAAAAUAAAUGUCAUUCCAACUACGUUAUUGGGGGGUUUCCCUCUCCAUCAAUGCGGGUUGUGUUUACAUUUUUAAAAACCCAUUCAGAACCAUGGACAAGCAGUCUUAGCACAGCAAUGGACAUUACUGCAGCAAGUCCUCAAUGCCUGGCAGUGUUUGUAAUUAUGUGCUGUCAUAAUAAUGCGACACUGAUUGCGAAUUUAAUUAUGACAGUGUCAUAAUUAAGCGAAUCAUUCUCACAGUUGAGACGGCCUACAUUAAAUCAGCUUUUUUUCAACAUCAAUUUACACGAGUAAAUACAAGCGUUAUCCUUGGCGGGUUCGUUUGGCGAUUGCUGAAUUAGCUAAAAUGAGUUUGUGAAGGAAAAAACUUAUGUGUAGCCAAGCUGACUCUUACAGUUGACUCGCCAGUGAGACUCAUCGCCUACGCCUCCGCGUAGAUCCCGCCCACGCGAUUUGUUCACCGUGCACCAGAAAUUAUUUUUGAUUGCAAUGUCAAAGCUAAAAGUUGUGAUCGCAUGGUAAAAACAAAUGUAACUCCACAGUAGGCGACAGCUAGGCGUUCUCCUCUGGCAAGUGCCUAUUGGCUAUUUUUGGUAGCAUUGCGAAGGAUUUUGCCUCGGAUUGGAGCAGUAAGUGUCAAUCAAAUCAAACAACGCUGAUUGGGAGACGUUUCACACUGCGGGAAGUUUCAAAUGUGACUCCCUCCUUGUGAAACACGUCAACUGUCUCGAACACUUGGAUUUAAGCGAAACAUCUGCAUUUCGAAUGUAAAGGCGUGUUUAGGAGUAAGUAAUUGAUAAACUAGUGGCCAUCUAGCAAGACGGACUUUGAAGCCAGCCAGCUACCUAGCAGUAAUCCGCUACAAUAACAUUAGCUUUUCACCUAGCUAAAUAAUGUCAAGCAUGUGCAAGUUAUGAGCGGUAUGCUAAACUGCCGAACAAAGCUAGCAACGCUGUAGUUUGUUCAUAGCUACGUACCUAUUCAAGAUUUCUGGCUUAUUUCUUCGAGUCCAUUUGAAUGAUGAACUCCUCUGAUGUUGUGGAACUUACCCAGCAGAUAAAUGACAAAAUAUCUGCUCUCAGAACAAUCUUGGAGCUACGCACAAUUGCCAAAGAAAAGGACAAGCUUAAUAUUUUGGUGAAGAUAGGAAAGGAUAUCAUCGCCAUAAACGGACUCCUUGAUACGCUCGAAAAGCAUGUUUUUAAACAACGAGACGUGCUGAACGGCUUGAAGGAGCUUGAGGAGUUCUUCCAGGAAGACUUGCGUGAUGGACAUCAUCUCCGUGACAACAUGCCCCUGCACAUGCCAAGGAAGGGCCUUCAAACUGCCAAACCUUCAACCCAGAGUCAGCAAGAUGUGGCCCAGCAAGGCCGGGAGCAGAACCCGCAGAAGAAACCCUCUCGCACCCAGAUCCGUGAAAUGGUGUACAUCACCACUGAGGAGUUCGAAAGCAUUCCACAGUACAUGAAGGGUCGUGUGACGUACACCCAACUCAACGUAGCGGUACAGAGCAUCAACGCGGCCGUGACGGGGAAAUACAGCAUCUUGCAGCAGCCACUUAAGAGCCUGACUAACGCGACUCGCAAGCUUCACCAGCGCUUUAAAGACGAGGAGACCAAGGACACCAAGGGUCAUUUCUUUGUGGUGGAGGAAGACAUUCGGGAGUUCACACAGUUGAAAGUGGACAAGCGCUUCCAGGGCAUGCUGAGUAUGCUGCGGCACUGUCAGCGUCUGCGUGAGCUGCGUGGAGCUGGCCACAUCCGCUACGUCCUGCUGUGAGACAGCAUCUGCCACCCCAAACACCCGCUACGUCCUGCUGUGAGCCAGCACCUCCCACCCCAAACACCUGCUACGUCCUGCUGUGAGCCAGCACCUCCCACCCCAAACACCUGCUACGUCCUGCUGUGAGCCAGCACCACCCACCCCAAACACCCGCUACGUCCUGCUGUGAGCCAGCACCACACCAGCCCACACGACCACAAGUCUUGUUAUGCUUCUGCUCAGAUACAAUUUUCUUGAAUUUCUAACAAAUAGCCUGGCUGGCUAACUGGCUUUCACGCUUGCUGUCAAGGUUUUUUCUUGUUUUUUCUGAACAUCUCAAUGCUGCUUGGAUAUUUUUGUAAAUAUAAAUAUUAUGAUUGUUUGGUCUCAACACAUGUACAGUAAACUACAAAAACUCCAAAUUGGGGUCACUGUUCUCCGUUGACUUGCAUGCUAAUGUUUUUAGCUUCUCAUGUGCCCCUCAUCUUUGGCAAAGCUCAAACUUGCACUUUCAGGACCUUCUCUAGGCCGGACACUGCAAGUUUGCCUUUGGCAUUUCUCCACUGCCCUUUGUAUAGCCUUUCACUGACUCUAAAGAAAUACAGCAUUGUACUCUGGUACUUUCUGUUAAACAAAGCUUGUUUACUGGAGGGCUAACCUUGGAAGAUUUAAACUAUAACUAUACUGAAACUAUAAAUCUACUGCGAAGGUUAGACUGCAACGCAUAAUUAAACAAAUGUAAAACUGAAAA